AGUGAGCUCAUUUUGCUACCUGGUUACAGUCAUGUCUUUGCCCAUUUCAGAACUUUGAAACCCUUUUAGUAUACUUUUUUUUUUUGUGACACAUAGUGGUUCUUGAACAGGGUUUUGCAGAUUUGCUACAGGAACCAGGUUUUUUGCUUGUGAUAAAAGGAGACAAAGUUAAGUGUUUUAGUUGAGGACUGCUAGAGUAUAAGUAUUUAAUUGUCUAAAAUGAUGAAUGCUUUUAUAACCUGCCUUGCUGCUUGUCUGUUGCACAUGGUGAGCAGUACACCAACCUCCAUUUCUUGGUGCUAUCAUAAGCCUUCAUGUAGUGAUGUCGCUUGGCCCAUAAUUGCAGAAAAAUACUGUAAUGGCACUCGACAGUCUCCAGUAGACAUUGUAACCACUAAUGUGCAGGCUAAUACUAAUCUGACCGCUUUCACCUUCACUGGCUACAAUGACAAUGCAACCUUAACUGAGAUUAAAAACACUGGCACAACGAUUCAAGUUACACUUGAUCACAAGAAAAUGCAUGUGGAAGGAGGAGAUCUGCCAGGCUUGUUUGCAAGUACGGAGUUCCAUCUUCACUGGGGUAAUGGCAGCACCACACCUGGAUCUGAACAUAGUGUGAAUGGCAAACGAUACCCUAUGGAGUUGCAUAUUGUGAAUAAGGCUGAACGCAAUGGCAGUGUGCCCAGUGAUUCAAUAUUGGCAGCUCUUGGUAUCUUCAUUGAGGCCUCUAAUGACACUGGGAAACCAGAGAGCUGGAAGACCUUAACGUCUUAUCUUGCAAAAAUUGCCAGUGCAGAGGAUAAAACACGUGUUUCCAACAAGCUCACCAUGGAUGAUCUGCUUUCUGGAGUGGACCGGACUAAGUAUUACCGUUAUCUUGGGUCUUUGACCACACCAAACUGCGAUGAAGGUGUGAUCUGGACCAUCUUUAAAGACCCCAUUAAAGUCAGCCGAGAUUUGAUUGACCUCUUCACUACGACUGUCUACAUCAACAAAACCUCCAAUUCUCCUCUAAUGACCAACACGUUCAGGGGUGUUCAGCCCAUCAAUGGCAGGAUUGUGAUGUCACAGAUAGCAGAUACCAAAAUUACUGGCCUCAUAAAGCCAACAUCAGGUACCAAAACUACCAGCCUUAUAAAGCCAACAUCAGGUACCAAAACUACCAGCCUUAUAAAGCCAACAUCAGGUACCAAAACUACCAGCCUUAUAAAGCCAACAUCAGGUACCAAAACUACAAGCCUUAUAAAGCCAACAUCAGGUACCAAAACUACCGGCCUUAUAAAGCCAAAAUGGGGUAUGAAAACUACUAGAAUUCUAAAGCCAACGUCAACUGCAACAAACCUAUCCCAGGCCUUCAUUUUUCCUUUUCUGAGUGUCAUACUCCUGUACUGCAUUCUACCUUUGUAAACUGGUUCACAAAAUGCUGAGAUUAAGAAUGCUUUGUGAUUGUAAAAUAUUAAAUUUAAUGUUCUAGAUUGUUUAAAAAAAAAAAAGCAUCAGCAAUGUCAAGUAACUUUGCUAAUGUAAGUUUUUAACGGAUUUAAUGUUCUCAAGGUUUAAUUUCAUUGUAGAAGUGUUUGCUUUGUUUUUGGCUAGUUUUCUUGUUCUCGGCUUGUUUCCUGCAACUGUUUAAUAUGAAACUGCCUUCCAGGUUGUGCACUAAAGGUCUUAUUUGGUUGCAGUGCUGUGUAUGUUUUAUAGGGUGUUAACUGUUUGACUUGCAUGCACAGCUUUGAAAAAUAUUUGAGCUGCUUGUAGGUUUUUUUUUUUUUUUUCAUAAAUGCACUUAUUGUAACAUGACUUUAGUGUCUGCUUUACAGAUUUAAACAGAAUGUUUCUUUUGAACUGAAUAUAGGCAACAUGCUGAGGGCAGAGGACAUGUCACUGAUUCAACUAUUUAGUUUUAGAAAGUUUAAUCCGUUUUCUCUUGAAAAGUGAAACCGUAUCUAGUGCUUGUUGUGAUUUUUGUAUCUCACUUGAAUUUUGGCUUGUAGGUUCCCAUAGGUGUCACUGUAAAUGCUGGGUUUGUUAAUCAGUGCGUACAAGGUGUCCUUGACUGCUAUGCAAACAUGUGAAUGUGUGUUUUAAAAAACGCUUCAGUACGAAGCAUUCAACUGGCCACUUUUUUUUUUUUUAAUUGCAUCUGUUCUAAGCUGAAUUCAUUAAAGUUUAUUAAAAAUG
Molecule: messenger RNA, 2181 nt
Organism: Cyprinus carpio (common carp)
Lineage: Eukaryota; Metazoa; Chordata; Actinopteri; Cypriniformes; Cyprinidae
Gene: ca15b
Product: carbonic anhydrase 15b
Cellular component (GO): plasma membrane
Molecular function (GO): carbonate dehydratase activity; zinc ion binding
Source: RefSeq, a predicted model, not a curated record